Zingiber officinale is the source of this 1404-nucleotide messenger RNA. RefSeq names its product peroxidase 21-like. Lineage: Eukaryota; Viridiplantae; Streptophyta; Magnoliopsida; Zingiberales; Zingiberaceae. The record is from RefSeq and is a predicted model, not a curated record. Gene Ontology annotation, molecular function: heme binding; peroxidase activity. The transcript is spliced from 5 exons. Gene Ontology annotation, biological process: response to oxidative stress; hydrogen peroxide catabolic process. Bases 16 to 1245 code for a protein of 409 amino acids.
AUUUUUCCAUAUGAAAUGGCUCUUGCAGAUUGUUGCUUGUCCUGCCUCGGAGUGUCGGUGAGGACUUCCCGUGAACUUGCGUGUGGUUUGACGACUGGCCACUUGGUGGAGCCACUGCAUCAGUGUCAAGAUAAGAACUUCACAGAAUCUCUCACAACCAAAUUUCUGAGUACAAGUUACUCUCGUGUUCCCCACGUCACAUAUAAAUUGAGAUGCAAGGAAUCAUUCUCUCAUCAACUGGCAGCUGAAGGGGACAGAAAAAAGAUGGACACAAAGACGAGAGUGUUCGUUAUAUUAAUCCUUGCAUGUUGGAGUUCUCCUUCCAGAGGAGAAGGUGUUGGCCUCAAACUAAACUUCUACUCCAAGAGCUGCCCCAAGGCCGAGGAGAUUGUUAAGCAAGAGGUUGUGAAGCUCUACAACGAGCAUGGCAACACAGCUGUGUCUUGGGUCAGGAAUCUCUUCCAUGACUGCAUGGUCGAGUCUUGUGAUGCGUCUUUGUUGCUGGAAACGGCCGGUACCAUUCUGUCUGAGCAAUCAGUUGAUAGGAGCUUUGGCAUGAGAAACUUCAAGUACGUGAACACCAUCAAGGAAGCCCUGGAGAGGGCGUGCCCUGCCACUGUGUCUUGUGCCGAUAUCGUUGCUCUCUCUGCAAGAGAAGGUGUAGUCAUGCUUGGAGGUCCAUUCAUCCCCAUGAAAACUGGUAGAAGGGACAGCAAGCAAAGUCACGCAGACGUGACCGAUAAGUCAAUUCCCAACCACAAUGACUCCAUGUCCGUCGUUCUUUCCAGAUUCAAAUCCAUAGGAAUCGACGCGGAAAGAACUGUUGCUCUCUUAGGGGCUCACUCUGUUGGCCGAGUGCACUGCGUCAACCUCGUCGGCCGCCUCUACCCCACUGUCGACCCGACCUUUGACCCCGAGUAUGCUAAGUACGUCCUCAAUCGCUGCCCGUCACCGAACCCUGACCCGGAGGCAGUGCUGUACUCCCGGAACGACCGCGAAACGCCGAUGAUAAUUGACAACAUGUACUACAAGAACUUGCUGAAUCACAAGGGGCUGCUCAAGGUCGACCAGCAGCUGCUUUCUUACCCAGCCACUGCCCAGUUUGUGAAGCUGAUGGCAGCUGACAACAGCUACUUCUACAGUCAGUUCGCGAAGGCGAUGCUGUUGAUGUCGGAGAACAAUCCGCUGACCGGGAAUGAAGGGGAGAUCAGGAGAGACUGCCGGUUCGUCAACGCUGCUGCAUAAGCGCUGCAGGCUGUGUGAUAAUGUAACUGCUGUGUGUAAUAUCGUGUCGAAGUGUAUCAAGUUUGUAAUCAAUAAGCACAAUGUGCAAGUGCAGAUAUAGUGAUAUAUGGGGAAAACUAAUGGAAAAGGAAUCAAAGGUAAAACCGAAAUGUUGGAAAA